GCCCAGGCGAGGACGGGCGCGAGCCAUCCGGUCUCUCGGCGACGACGACGACGACGACGACGAUUCGCGGCGCGGCUCGGCGGUGUGGCGCGUCAACGGGGGGCGCGGACGCCUUUCGAAAGUGGCACACGUAGGCAACAGGUGUCCACGUUGAUCGCCGCGCGCGUUCCACGGCCGAGCGGACAGUCGGCGCGCGUCGUUCGCGGCAGCGACGGGUCGUCCGGCGCGUUCAUCGCUGACUCAUCAGCCCCGGGGCCGGGGCGUCCUGCGGCCGGGGGUGGCACGACGGGCGGCAGAAUGAAUUACGACUACUUGGUCAAGUUCCUGGCGCUCGGCAACUCCGGCGUCGGCAAGACCAGCUUCCUCUACCAGUACACCGACGGCACCUUCAACUCCAGAUUCGUGUCCACCGUUGGGAUUGACUUCAAGGAGAAGCGAGUGAUAUAUCAGACGGCGAAUGGCAGGAGUCAACGAGUGCACCUGCAGCUUUGGGACACGGCCGGUCAAGAGAGGUUCAGAAGUCUAACCACAGCCUUUUACCGGGACUCCAUGGGUUUCCUACUAAUUUUUGACCUGACCAAUGAAUCGUCGUUUCUCGAAGUUAGAAACUGGCUGGAGCAGCUUAGGACACACGCAUAUUGUGACGACCCAGACAUAAUUCUCUGCGGCAAUAAAUCCGAUCUUGAGGACAAACGUGUCAUCAGCGAGCACAAAGCGCGGGAUCUUGCGGAAAGGCACGGGUUGGUUUAUCUGGAGACAAGUGCCGCGACCGGGCAGAAUGUCGAGCGUGCCGUAGAGAUUUUACUGGACCGCGUAAUGCGCAGAAUGGAGGCUACGGUGGAUAAGUCGCCGUUACCGCAUCAAAAAGCUCUAAGAUGUCACGAGCGCGACACUCCGCCACCCAGGACCUCCUGCUAUUGCUGACAGUGUCGGUACAUGUAGUUAUUUAGACUACAUUAUGUCAAAAUGAAAAGAAAAAGCGUAUUACGAAACUGCUGCCUUCAAUUUAUGAAGCAAAUCUCGUCAUGAACUCUUUCAGUUAGCAUGUUCGUUGCAAGUUUCAGAAACGUCGAGGGAUAUUUCCGUUGAUUAGCUUUUGCGUUUGCCAUCUGUCUCACGUUUAGGACAGAAAGUUCAAAUGGAAUAAGUAAUAAUCAAAAGGGAAAGAAUGAACCAAGGACAAAUUUUUCCACAUUUCAGUAUUAUACGAAUCUCAUUACGAUUAAUAUCUACGAGAAAGUAAUAGAAAGAUCUGCAAAUUAUUUUAUAUCAUUUAUAUACUAGACUAGAUCUGUCAUUUCUGUUUUUAUUGUAUAUUCAAUUUUUUAAUAAUAUAUAUUUAAAUUAUCUCGAUCGCAAUAUAUUUUACAGAUCUGCCUAAUGUUGGUUCAGGUUACCAGUUUGAUAUGUCAGACCAGCUUGCUUUGACUCUGAAUAUGGCACAUAUAGUAUUUUGUAUAACAACUGCAACGCGACGAACAUGUUAAGAAGCUUAAUAUAUAAUAUAUUUCUAUAUAAUAACGAUAAAUAUAUUUCUACAAAAUGGCUAUCCCGCGAGUUUUACGGGGAAACAUAUAUUGAUAUCUAUUUCUUGUUAUUCUGCACAUAUUAAAUGUCUUCCACUCGUCGCUUAUUAUCGAGUAAAAACAUCACUUCAAUGGAUCUGCCAAUGAACUCUCGAUUAUACUUAUACUAUAACGUUGAAUCUUCUGCGGACCACUCUCUAUUUCCUCUAACGAGGCUACCUUGCCUUAUAAAAUUCUUUUUAUAUCUCUAUCGUCUUCCAGUGUUGCUUGUUCUCGAGUGAUGACGUUCACCCAAUUUAAACGUCACUUAAAAGUGUCUUUCAUCCUACGAUAUAAACUGCUGACCUUUUCUAUCACUACUGUUAUACGCACAAGGUGUUCAAUAAGUCAAUCAUUUCUUACUCGCGAACAGUGUGAUAUGCGAUUUAUAUCGCAAUAGAAAUUUUGGAAGUCAAAGCGAAUCACUUUUGACUGUAUGUAACAUAUUUUUGAUGACGUUAUUAUAUAACCAAUCAGAAUUGAUAUAUACAUAUAUAUAUAUAUUUAAUCAUAAGCGAUUAAUAUAUUGGACAUAACCGGGUUAUCACAUAACGCGCGUAUACCGGCGAACUAAUCUCUUGUGAUAUUUAUAUGAAUAAAACUACAAGUCAUUGUGUUGUGAUUAAUCAUUAAUGCCUCAGUACUAUGAAAUAAAUGCUACUAAUGUUGAAAGAGA
Molecule: messenger RNA, 2241 nt
Organism: Vollenhovia emeryi
Lineage: Eukaryota; Metazoa; Arthropoda; Insecta; Hymenoptera; Formicidae
Gene: Rab27
Product: ras-related protein Rab-27A
Exons: 5
Coding region: 298-924 (208 amino acids)
Biological process (GO): melanosome transport; positive regulation of exocytosis
Cellular component (GO): secretory granule; melanosome
Molecular function (GO): GTP binding; GTPase activity
Source: RefSeq, a predicted model, not a curated record